AUGUUGUCUAGUUGGCCAUCACCAUUACAAUUUGUCAAAGAUUUUGAUCGUACAAAUUAUUCAAUUAAAUCAGAAGAAUCAACAUCAACUGAUGAGUUAGAUGAUGAUCAAAAUAAUGAUGGUGAAGGUGUUUGGAGUCCAGAUAUUGAACAAAGUUUUCAUGAAGCAUUAUCUAUUUAUCCUCCAUGUGGUCGAAGAAAAAUUAUUCUAUCCGAAGAAGGUAAAAUGUUCGGUAGAAAUGAACUUAUUUCACGUUAUAUCAAAAUGCGUACUGGUAAAUUACGUACACGUAAACAAGUAUCAUCACAUAUUCAAGUUCUUGCUAAGCGAAAAUCAAAAGAAAUUCAAACAUUAUUUAAAGAUUCAAAUUUUAAAGAACCUUAUCAUCCAUUAGUUUUUAAUCAACAUUAUCAUCAAUUACAUAAUUCAACAACACCAUCAACAAUUAUUACUGAUAGUACUUCAUCUUAUUAUACACAUCAACAACAUACACCUGUAUCAUUUUUUCCAUCAACAUCUACAUUAUCAUUUAAAUCAACAACACCAAUUAUUUGGCAACAACAAAAUUCAGAAUUUAAACCAUUUUCACCAUCAUCAAUAACAACAGAUUUUAUUUCAAUGCCAAAUACAAUAACGAAUUUUAUUCAUACAAAUCAAUUAAAACUUAUUCAAUUUGUUGGAUAUAUUCAAUCAAAAUCUGAUAUUCAUCCAAAACAUUAUCUUGUUCAUAUCAGUCAAGAAGCUGGUACUGAUAUGAAAUCUGAACGUAUCAAAAUGAGCCAAAUUAUUGAUUUAUUUCCUAUGUUAAAAGAACUUUAUAAUAAAGGAUCAAAAGAUGCAUUUUAUGUUGUUAAAAUUUGGGUCAAUAUGAAUUAUGAAGAAAAUUCAACUGAUACAUAUCAUUAUUUUUCUGUUUUUGAAAGUUUCGAAGAUAAUAUGAAUUUAUGUAUAACAACAAAAGCAUGUUCAUUUGGUAAAACAAUUGUAGAAAAAAUUGAAGAUGGUACAACAAAAUAUAAUGAUAUGGUUAAUAAAUAUAUUCAUCGUUCAGUUGAUACAACAAUGUGUCAUUUUAUGAUUGAUUUUAUAAAAAAACUUAAAACAGGAAUGUAUAUACGUGAGAUGAUGAAUGUUGUACUUGAACAUCUAGGAGUACUUCAAACAGUAGUAUCAAAAGAUACAAAUGAAUUACUAUUAUGUAUUGCAUAUAUAUUUGAAAUAAGUGAAUCAUUAAGUGGUACACAAUCGACUGCUUAUCGUUUAUGCGAAUGA
Messenger RNA from Rotaria sp. Silwood2, 1272 nucleotides. Lineage: Eukaryota; Metazoa; Rotifera; Eurotatoria; Philodinida; Philodinidae. The record is from the annotation of a GenBank genome assembly.